This is a messenger RNA of Lynx canadensis (Canada lynx), 1898 nucleotides long. RefSeq names its product cadherin-23-like. The record is from RefSeq and is a predicted model, not a curated record. Gene Ontology annotation, cellular component: plasma membrane. Gene Ontology annotation, biological process: homophilic cell-cell adhesion. Bases 1 to 1833 code for a protein of 610 amino acids. Gene Ontology annotation, molecular function: calcium ion binding. The transcript has 14 exons. Lineage: Eukaryota; Metazoa; Chordata; Mammalia; Carnivora; Felidae.
AUGGCGGCAACAGACAAUGACGUGGGCACCUUCGGGGAAGUCAACUACUUCUUCAGCGAUGACCCUGACCGGUUCUCUCUGGACAAGGACACAGGCCUCAUCAUGCUGAUCGCCAGACUGGACUAUGAGCUCAUCCAACGCUUCACCUUGACAGUCAUCGCCCGGGAUGGGGGUGGGGAGGAGACCACAGGCCGGGUCAGGAUCAACGUGUUGGACGUCAACGACAACGUGCCCACCUUCCAGAAGGAUGCCUACGUGGGGGCCCUGAGAGAGAAUGAGCCUUCUGUCACACAGCUGGUGCGGCUCCGGGCGACAGAUGAAGACUCGCCUCCCAACAACCAGAUCACCUACAGCAUCGUCAACGCCUCGGCCUUCGGCAGCUACUUCGACAUCAGCGUCUAUGAGGGCUAUGGAGUGAUCAGUGUAAGCCGUCCCCUGGAUUAUGAACAGAUACCCAACGGGCUGAUUUAUCUGACAGUCAUGGCCAAGGAUGCUGGCAACCCCCCUCUGAACAGCACUGUCCCUGUCACCGUCGAGGUGUUUGAUGAGAACGACAACCCGCCCACCUUCAGCAAGCCUGCCUACUUCGUCUCCGUGGUGGAGAACAUCAUGGCAGGGGCCACGGUGCUGUUCCUGAAUGCCACGGACCUGGACCGCUCCCGGGAGUACGGUCAGGAGUCCAUUAUCUACUCCUUGGAGGGCUCCUCCCAGUUUCGGAUCAACGCCCGCUCAGGCGAAAUUACCACCACCUCCCUGCUUGACCGUGAGACCAAGUCUGAAUACAUCCUCAUCGUACGAGCAGUGGACGGGGGCGUGGGCCACAACCAGAAAACCGGCAUCGCCACCGUGAACAUCACCCUCCUGGACAUCAACGACAACCACCCCACCUGGAAGGACGCCCCCUACUACAUCAACCUGGUGGAGAUGACCCCUCCAGAUUCUGACGUGACCACGGUGGUGGCCUUGGACCCGGACCUGGGAGAGAACGGCACCCUGGUGUAUAGGAUCCAGCCGCCCAACAAGUUCUACACCCUCAACAGCAGCACGGGCAAGAUCCGCACCACCCACGUCAUGCUGGAUCGGGAGAACCCCGACCCCCACGAGGCGGAGCUGAUGCGCAAGAUUAUCAUCUCUGUCACUGACUGCGGCAGGCCCCCUCUGCGAGCCACCAGCAGUGCCACAGUGUUUGUGAACCUCUUGGACCUCAAUGACAACGACCCCACUUUUCAGAACCUGCCUUUCGUGGCCGAGGUGCUGGAAGGCACCCCGGCGGGGGUCUCUGUCUACCAGGUGGUGGCCAUCGACCUGGACGAGGGCCUGAACGGGCUGGUGUCCUACCGCAUACAGGUGGGCAUGCCCCGCAUGGACUUCCUCAUCAACAGCAGCAGUGGCGUGGUGGUCACCACUGCUGAGCUGGACCGCGAGCGCAUUGCCGAGUACCAGCUGCGCGUCGUGGCCAGUGACGCAGGCACACCCACCAAGAGCUCCACCGGCACGCUUACCGUCCGAGUGCUGGACGUGAACGACGAGACGCCCACCUUCUUCCCGGCGAUGUACAACGUCUCUGUGUCCGAAGAUGUGCCACGGGAGUUCCGGGUGGCCUGGCUGAACUGCACUGACAACGACGUGGGCCUCAAUGCCGAGCUCAGCUAUUUCAUCACAGGUGGAAAUGUGGAUGGGAAGUUCAGCGUGGGCUACCGUGAUGCCGUUGUAAGAACAGUAGUGAGCCUGGACCGGGAGACCACAGCCGCAUACAUGCUCGUCCUGGAGGCCAUCGGUACGCACCGGCCCCGCCUGCACACCGCCAGCACGGUUCUGCGCACGGUUCAGUGAGGUGCCCUUCGAGGGCCAGGCAGCCCUGACCCCGGGAGCCAGGCCUUGAGUCGCAGUCUGUGUCG